AUGGUUACUGGGACGCGCUACCGCUUUAAGCAUGCUAACACAGGCAAAAAGCCAACAAAGAAACAGUUAGCAAGGCAGCGAGAGGAGGAGGAGAGGAGGCUGCGAGAGGAAGAGGAAGCACGGCUACAGGCAGAGAAAGACGAGCAGGAAAGACUGGAAAGAGAGAGGAAGGCAGAGGAGCUAGAAAAGCUCGAGUUAAAGGACCGAGGGCGCAGAGAAAACGAACUGAAUGAGCUGCGCCAUCUACUGGAGGAAAAUCACGCUGUAAUAACCCAGUGGAAAACAGAUACUGUGGAGAAAGCCAAGUGGGAGAAAUACAUGUGCUGUGAUGGUAGCCCUGAUCCAACGGUACAGCAGGAUAUUAACACCUAUAUCAGCUUAUGGAGAGAUGACCGGCAGGCUGACAUCACACCUGUGCUCCAGAAAUGUAAUGACACCUUAAAGCUGAUAGAGGAGCUGGAAGGUCUGCUCAGAGAUGUUACAGAUCCACAGGACAGACAGAAGUACCAGGAGAAUCUCAUCAGUCUGCAGGAACUCAUCCACUCCAAACAUCAGAUCACCACUGAGGAGAUUCUCAAGAGAGCCAGUGCAAAUAUUGACACUGAGACGGGUAACAUGCAGACUGUGAUCAGAGAUGACAACAUUACACUGUGUCUCUGGGCCAACCUCAAAAAGAAUCCAAGGUUCAAGGGUUUAAACUUCGAGGAGGUAGGCCUUGGCUUUGAGCUUCCUAAACAGCUGGCUGUCAGCAACAUAGCUGUCAGGAUCCUUCAUACACAUUAUGAUCACCUGACCUCGCAGGCCAGGAUGGCUCACCUGAGAGUCCACACUGCCAGCCACAGGUCUCUUGCAGAUGAUGAGGAGCUUCGUGCAGAUGUGGAUGUACCAGAGCAGGAGGAGAUGAAAGAGAGGGAGGAGGUGACAGAGGAAGUGGAGAUAGAGGAUGAGGAGGUGCAGUCUACCCAAGGGCUUGAGGAGAGAAAGAGUGCAGCCAGUUUUCAGUCAAGAAGGGACAGUACCCGGUCUGCAGGGGAGAGAGUGAGUCAGAUCCAAACGCAGAUGGAGGCUGUCUGUGCUGAGGGGGACCCAGCCUUUCCUCCUGCAGAGCUCACAGUGGUGAAAAAUGGUGACCAUGUGGUGGAUUUAAGACAGUACACACCCCUGGGUGGGGUCUUCUAUUAUGAUGUGUUUCAUCUCCCACCACAAGCCCACCAGAUGAACGGCUGGGAUAUAAGAGAGGUUUUGAACAAAGGGCUACAGGUUUUUCCCUACCCUGGGAAAAGCUCUUCAUCCGAUGAAAACGACACUCUCUCCUGCCCUCCUGUAGGUGUAACUGUGACACUGCCUGAGACGGUCAUCUUCCUGGAAACUCCCCAGGUUGCUUGUUGGGAUGCUGCUGAGAAGCAGUGGAGGAUGGAUGGCACCACCGACGUCUCUUAUGAGGGGGCAGAGGCCAAGAUGUCGUUUAAGAUGGAUUCCUUCAAGGCCUUUGUGCUGAUGCAGGAAACUUACGCCAACUUUCCCUUCCAGAGAUGGGAGCUCAGGCCGCUUGACCAGAACUCGGCUCUUUUCACGGUCAGUGGGGCGCUCACUGACGUCAGUAUCAUGAUCAAGGGUAAUCAGUGUAUGUUACAAGCUGAGCAAGAGAGAGGUCUCUCUCACCUGAAGGAGAAGUGGAUGAGCGGUCCAGCUCUGCAGAGAGCAAUGCUCAACGCAGGGAUCAAUAUCUUUGUGGAUGAGUACACCGACAAAUACGUCAGCACGACUGCCAAGGAUCCACUGACAGAGCAUGCUGCCUAUGAACAGAUGGCCCUCUUUGCCUCUGCCUGUGCCUUUUCAUGGAGCAAAUGGAACGCCAAAUGUGGAGCGGAGCAUCUGGUCAUGCAGGUGUGUGAGCAUCGUGGUCCUGGCCCUGUGCCUAGAGACUCGUGGAGUCUCUACCUGCUUGGUGCUCAGAGAAGUCAGAGGCUGGAGAUCACAGAGAGCAGUGAGGCCUUCUCACCAGACCAUUAUCCUGGCAGUGAAUUUCACUCCACCUUCAUCCACAUGCUCCAGGACAGCAUGAGCGCUGACGGUAUCACCAGGACCAGAGAAUCAGACAACCUGUUCGUGGAUACGAUACAGGGCCUGCUCUGUGCCACCAGACCCCUGAUGUAUGCUUAA
Messenger RNA from Cheilinus undulatus (humphead wrasse), 2163 nucleotides. It is a transcript of the gene dnai7, whose product is annotated as dynein axonemal intermediate chain 7. Gene Ontology annotation, molecular function: beta-tubulin binding; microtubule binding. The record is from RefSeq and is a predicted model, not a curated record. Lineage: Eukaryota; Metazoa; Chordata; Actinopteri; Labriformes; Labridae. Gene Ontology annotation, cellular component: axoneme. The coding region runs from base 1 to 2163 and encodes 720 amino acids. The transcript is spliced from 17 exons.